This is a messenger RNA of Coregonus sp. 'balchen', 6025 nucleotides long. The record is from the annotation of a GenBank genome assembly. Lineage: Eukaryota; Metazoa; Chordata; Actinopteri; Salmoniformes; Salmonidae.
ACGGAGCGAGUGGAGUGGCAGCAGUUCCAGUCUGACCUGCAGGUGGCGGUAGCAGUGGCCGACCGGUUGAGGGCCGAGGCCGAGGAGGAGCUGAACACGCUCAGAGCUGCUCAGAUGGAUACAGAGCGGGAGCUGGUGGCUGCCCAGCAGAGACAGAAAGAGACUGAUGGGCAGCUGGUCAGCCUGAGAGGAGAGCUGAGGGAGAGCAGGCAGAGACUGGUCCACCUCACCCAGAACCAGGGACCAGGACAGGCCCAGGCUCAAGCCAAGACCCAGGGCAUGGAUAUGGCUACUGGGGAGACCAGCACUCCUGAGCCCCAGGAGGGGACACACCGGGGAAGGGAGAGGGGGAUCAGCAGGUUGGGCCGAGGAGUAGGAAGAGGAGAUGACGAGAUGGAGAAGAGGAAACAGGAAGAAAGGAAUAAGAAUGUAGGUGUGGAAGAGGCUCGAACUGACACUAAGGGCGUGGCCAACAGGUACUUGAGGAACGUGACCAAUGAGGAGAGGAGUGGAGAGGAAGGGUGUAGCAUGAGGGAGACGUGGAGGAUAGUCACACAGGAGAGGGCAAGGUGAGUACCACGAUGACUUCCUGUUUGUGUUAUUUCAACUAUACAUGAACUUACACUCAGCCUCCUGCUUAAAUCAAUGUAUUGAAGGUUAAUGUCCAUGAUUUAUUUAUUUAUUUAUUUAUUUAUUCAAACAAAAUGCAGUCCAGACCGAUUUUGGACUGCUGUAAAUUAAGGGUUGUAGGGUUGAGCGGUCGUUGGAAUGGAAGAGAGAUUAACAGGCAGGGCACUUGAGGACAUGGAUUUGUAGAAACAUGUUAAAACUGUGAUUUACUACUAUGGUUUCAGUUAGAUUAUUAAAACAUAAUUGUGAUUUUCAGUAUUGAUAAUUUAAAAAAACAUGAACUGAGAAAUAAAGUGUAUCAACAACAGUUGGCUUUGCUCUCAUGUCUAACCCCUGAUAAGUUGAACAACAAAUGGUUAUUCUCUGCUCAGUGUGGCUGUGUGAGUUGAGUUCAUCCAAUAAUAGCAAAGCACAUUUCUUGAUUUCACAGAAGCCUUUCCAGACUAACCGCAUCUUCAGACUCCCCUGCUGUAAUGAAUGGAACAUCCCAGUCCAAUACUGCCAUAAUAACUGGAUCUACAAACAAAGUGAGCAAUUAAAAGUUGGGGUCUAACUGCUUGUCUGUGUGUCAUACCUCUGGAAAUAUUUAACGCGAUUACUAUUCCAACAGGUGGCGUCAUUGCUUUAGUCAAUGUGUUUACUGAUCUACUGGAAUUGGAAAGGAAUGUAUGGUAUGUAAUUGCGUAUGAAUCAAUAUACUGUAUCGUGUCUCCUUUCAGAACCAAAGCCAAACCAGAGGAAGAAAAGGGCUGGAAAGGCAAGAUAGCUGGUCCAGCACUCACACAGGUGUGGUUCUGUGUGUGUGUUCCCCUAUCACCCACGUGUCCGUCCACUCACCAUUCCAUGUUCUUAUGUCUAGUAACGGAAGUUAGGUAAAUGACCUUCUAUUGGCAUAUCUGUGUGUUCCAGGGAAACAGGAGGGGGCAUUGAACCAGUACAACUCCACCCUGACAGAACUGCCCCCUAACAAGACCUCUAAGACCAGGUCUCAGGAUGGCUUCAAUCUGCUGCUACGCCGCCAUGGAGGCUCCAAGAGGAACUCUCUUCUGCGCUGGUGUCAGAGCCGCACUCAGGGCUACAAGGUACUGUAACGUGUGUGUUUGUUAGUGUUAGGGUUGGGUGAUUAUUAUGAUAGCAUCGUCUAUCGACGAUGAUUGGUGACGACAUCGUGAUGUGACCCAAAACGGAGUCUCGUAGGGAUUCACACAAGUGACAUUCUGAGUAAUUUGCCUUGUCCUAUUUGCUAUAGUUUAUUUCAAUAGAUAUGUUCUAUAGGCCUACACAAGAGAGGGAUGUAGGUCAGACAGAGCAGCGCAAAAUGUCCAGUCAGAAAAUAUAGUUUCUUUCUCUCUGUCAGAUGCAUGGGCAUCAGUCUAUAGUAGCCUAAAACCUGUUUAAAAAAAAAAAAAAAACGUAGCCUAUAUCCCCUUCUCUCUCCAUUCGAUAGGAUGAAUAUGACAGAAGGCUACGCUUCAUCGGUUUAUGCAUGGCUUUCUCCCGAUCAAACAAUGAACGAAACGGCGUUCCAUCUCAAACUUAUUUGAAUAGCCUAAAAAUGUAAGGUAGCCAGUAGUGCUGAGCGAUUAGUGCCUUUUGAGGUCCGUUUGGUUUCAGUUUGAUUAUUAAAAAAUAAUCACGAUUUCGGUUUCAAUUAUUAUUAUUUUUACAUUAAAUGCACACUGCAUUAUGUGGGUUGAGUGCUGUAACACAGAAUAAAACUAUUAAUAAAAGUCCCAUAAUGGUAGUGACUGCCCAUGACUGCUGAUCACUUAUUAACCAUUAGUUGUUCACAUUACUUUACUUUAGUAAAAUAUUUAGUUGUGGAUAUUACAUUUGUUUUACAUUUGUUUUAUUUUAUGACUUUAUUUCAUUCCAAGUCAUCAUCUCAUCUCUAUAGAGCUGCUAUCUAUGCUUUCUGACAAAAUCACUAUUUUGUAGUUCUUCAAAGUAAAUAAGGCAUACUUUUAUGACUGCUGAAUACCAACUAUCAAACACUUAGAUCAUGUAUUUUCAGGUAGAGAUACAUCACGAAGAAACUGCUCUCUAUGUAUCCCAUCUUGAUCGCACAGACCUGACAAUGGAUUAUGGUCAUUGUAGUUAAUUAUCAAGUUUUCUGCGCUAAACUAUGUAGAACAUUGGCCUGUUGGAAACUACAACUCCUUACUACUUCGCACAGUUUGGGCAUAUGAUCUGAUUUAUCUGUAGAGAAACUGCAGCAAAAUGUGCGCAUUGAGCUCACAGAAAAAAAAUAUUAUUGAAAUGGAAUUCAAAUAAUCAAACCGACGUCGGUCAAUUAGUUGUUUAAAAAACAAAAAAUAACCAACAUUUUGGUUAAUUGCUCAGCACUAGUAGCCAGAGGACUAAUAAUGAGAAAAAACAAACAAUAUCAAUAACCUAUAGAAAAAUCGAAUGACAAGUUUUUAAGCUUAUUAAGACAGAAAUGAUCCAUGCGGGCCGGGAAAAUCCCUCUAUGCGAGGUUGAAAACUAAAUGGCCAAUGACCUAUCCUCUUACUAGGCCUAUCAUAAAAGCUUUAAGAAAAUGUACAGUUAUGAACAGUAGCUUAUUUCCCAAAUAUUCUAGCCUACGAAGGUGUUGUGGCUUUCAGAAAUAGCAAGAAUGAAAGUCCAUAGCCUAAGUCUAGGUAUACUGUAGGCUAUUCUCAACCACAGCUUUAUGAGAGAUAGAACAAGCAAUAUUAUUCAUUUUUCUAUUUUAUGAUGCAAAUAAAACAGUUCUGAAGACUGUAGACUGCUUCUAUCCAGCACUUGAUGUAGUCCUAUAACCUAGCGCUCACUACUGUAAGACAGGCCGUUCCUCAUCACACGGUCACUGCUUCACCAUGUGCGUGCCACACACACACACACACACACACACACACACACACACACACACACACACACACACACAAACCUCUUCUGCUCCUCCACCAGAAAGGAAUAAUAGAAAAUAUUUGCCAUUGUCUGCACUUUGCCUCUGCCCAGGCUUUCAACAACAUUAUCUUUCGUCAUGAUUCGUCCAGUUUCAUUCGAUUUCGCGCUAUAGCCCAACAGUCGUUUUAGCAGAUUUGUAUUAUUUAUUUAUUUUAAUAGGGGCGAUAGCAUCGCACAUCACAAUGUUUAAUGGGUACAUAAUCACGAUAGGACAAAGGUUGACAUCGCCCAUCCCUAGUGUGUGUGUUUGUGUGUGUGUGUUGAACAGGGUCAUCGACUCUCUGAUGUAAAGAGAAUGUUGUCCAGAUGUAAUCAGUCAACACUCAUUAUGGUGGUGUCUUUACCCUUUCUCUGCCCCCGCUCACCUUCUCUAUUGACAGAAUAUUGACAUCACUAACUUCAGCAGUAGCUGGGCGGAUGGUCUGGCCUUCUGUGCUGUGUACCACAGCUACCUCCCCUCACACAUCCCCUACUGCACCCUAAGCCCUGACAAAAAGGUGGGUAAUACUAGGGCUGUGGCGGUUAUCACAUUUUUUCAGCCGUUGAUUGUCAUGCAAAUCUGCCCGUCUCACGGUAAUUUACCGUUAAUUAACAUAAACACGUUUACCAUCUCCUGGCUUUCCACACAUAGCCUACAAGCCACUGAUGCAGACCUUUGGAACAUGUACAUUUUUAAAAGUCUAAUAAAUCAAUUUAAUAUCGCCUACACCAUCACAAUAAAUCCAUUAUUUAUUUUAGACAGGUCUAAAGAAACAUGAUAUGAAGAAAAUGUUGCAUAUUUCAGAUGAACAGAAUAGCAUUUUCUGAGUUGUCCUUAUGUUAGGUCCUGAUCCAUAUGGCUGUGGGCUACACUAGUUCAUUUAGCAGACAAGAUUUGCUUAGAAUUCUGUGGCAUUAUCUUAUAGUAUGAAGAAUACAAUUGAACAUAAAUAGAAAGGAUAUUUUCCAGAUGAAGUGUGCACAUGCGGCUAUUCGCAUGAAGGCAUGAGCUCUGCUCUGUUUCUUGCUCAGGCUGCACACACUUCAUCAGUUGCUCAUUCACAAUUUGACAAGCACUUGAUAAUAUUCUCACCCAUCAGACUAUUCUUAAUUUAAUCUUGUCUUUACGUAUAGCCUACUAAUAUACACUGAGUAUACAAAACAUAAAUAACACCUGCUCUUUCGAUGACAUAGACUGACCAGGUGAAUCCAUGUAAAAGCUAUGAUCCCUUAUUGAUGUCACUUCAAUCAGUGUCGAUGAAGGGAAGACGACAGGCUAAAGAAGGAUUGUGUAUGUGUGAAGAAGUUAAUUGACAGCAUGCCAGGGCAGAUUGCAGAGGUCUUGAAAAAGAAGGGUCAACACUGCCAAUAAUUGACUCAUUUGACAUAAACUAAUGUAAUUGUCAAUAAAAGGCCUUUGACACUUAUGGAAUGACUUGUAAUUAUACUUCAUGUAACCAUCAGUAGCAUCUGACAAAAAUAUCGAAAAACACUGGAAGCAGCCAAACUGUGAAGACCAAUACUUUGUGUCAUUCUCAAAACUUUUGGACCCACGACUGUACAUGAUGCAUGCGAACUGAUUUGGAAAAAUGUCCACACACAGGCAUGUGGCUGUUUUCUUGGGGGCCUGCAACCACUGGGCAUCAUUCACAAGUGAUAAUACAUAAUUCACAAGUGAUAAUAUUGUCACCAUCACACUAUUCUCAAUUUAUUAUUUUCUUUAGUUUUGAAAUUAGUUUUGAUUUAGAAUGGACCAUUAUCAUGCACCUGUCGAGCAGGGGAAAAAAUACAUGUCAUCCUUAUGUACUUAAAUAGCUGUUAAUUUUCAUGCCAGCCAGGUCGGCUACUCCUGUUGUAAAGCGAAGCAAUGUGCUAUUGUGCUGUGUAUUAGGAAAGUUGAGAAAUAAAUAUAGUAGGCCUAGCCUAUAGAAAGCUGAUGGGAUACUGCUCUUUUUAAUGGAGGCCAUCAAAACUCUCUUUUCUCACGCAAUUGCAUAACCUAUAGAAAUAUUGCGCCACAUGAACUCAUGGGCUCUCAUGGAGAAGCCUAGUUACUGUGACAACGGUCACGUGGAAUUUGAUUGCGGUCAUGACUCGUGACCGCCAGUGUGGUGGUAAUACGGUCACCGAAACAGCCCUAUGUAACACACACAUGCAUUGCACACUCACCCAGUGAUUUGCCUGUCAGACAUGGUGCUGCUUCUUUUAUCCAUAGAGCGAGAACCUCAGCCUGGCAUUUAAGACGGGAGAGAAUGUUGGAAUCACAACAUCACUGGUGAGUCUCAGUUAAUCAGAUGUUGUGUUAUUUAAAGACUGUCUAGUUUGUUGUAUGCUUGUAUGAAAACUCAACAGUGAAUGAGAUGCUGCAGUAUUGAAGUCAUCUGUGUUUUACAGACCAUGGAGGAGAUGCUGAGGGCCGGAGGACCAGACUGGCAAAGGGUUCUGGGAUACGUGGAGUGCAUGUACCGUCACUUUGAGAUGUAA